Molecule: messenger RNA, 971 nt
Organism: Thamnophis sirtalis
Lineage: Eukaryota; Metazoa; Chordata; Lepidosauria; Squamata; Natricidae
Source: RefSeq, a predicted model, not a curated record
CCCUUGUCGGGGCUUCAGCUUUCACUCUGCUCGGGAACCGGAGCAGAGAGGCUCGGGGUUGGUGCCACUGCUGAGCUACUCUUGCUGUUGCUCCUGCUCCUGCUGCUGCUAAGAGGCUUGCCGAGCCCGCUAUUUUCUCUGCUCUCCUCCCACAAACUGAAGGAAGGAGUCUUUGCAGGCUCGGCGUCUUGCGCGAGCAGCUUUUUCCUCGGUUUUUGCAAGGUUCCUCAAAGAAAAGCGCCGGAAGAGAAAAGGGGGUACUUUGGUCGCUCCCCCUGCCCACCUCCGCGGCUUGGAUGGAGGCGAAAAGGGAAAGACGGCUGAGCCACCUUUGCUGCAUCUUUUAUCAGCUGUGCUUCCUGUCAGAUCGGAUCACUUCAGGUCUACAACCUCUGGGAGAUUUUGAAGAGUGGGAGAUUGUUUACCCAGCCCUGUGGAGUAGAAGCCAACAGGAAUCCACUGGAGGGAGUGGUGCAGGAGGCAGCUGCAGUCUUGAUGGUAACUGUGGGAAUAGCAGCAGCAAUAUCAAUGCUACCUCUGCAUCCACUCAGGGAGUGGGCAGUUCUCGUGAGAUCCGCUCAGUUUCUUCCUCAUCUGACCACCAGCACCAGCAACUGCCAGUUCGGGAAACUUCAGAGGAUGAAUAUGAAUCUCAGGAUUUCUAUCACUGGUCUCCACUUCCUCAGGGAUCUAAUGGUACUUCUCAGCAACCAUCUUAUCUAUAUGUAUCUCCUUCAGAAGAUGAGGAUGAGAUGUUGCUGAGAAUACCAGCUUUUGCUCAGGAGCUCUAUCUGCUGCUUAAGAGGGACAGUCGCUUCUUAGCACCAGGUUUUGCAGUGGAGGAACGACUAUUGAAUGAAAAGAGUACCCCAAAUUUGAUCCACACACAAACAGAGAGAGCCUGUUACUAUAGUGGGUCUGUGCUGCAUUAUCCUGGAUCCUUUGCUUCCUUUAGCACUUGUGGUGGUUUG